AUUUAUACCAUUGUCAUAUCUAAAUUGUGGGUACUAAAUUCGUAGUUUAAGAUGCCGGAGGUCGAUCAAAUUUCUGGUAUCGUCGAGUACGACCUGUCCAACCUGAAGGGCGCAGUCGCCACCGCCUUCAUGUUACUUUUGAGCAGCCUGUUCCAACAUGUCGUUGAAAUCGGAGACACCACCAAAUAUCCGAGUGAUUCCAGCAAACUUCUCUUAGAAAUGGAGAAUCCUGUUUAUGAUUUUAUAAUAGUUGGUGGAAGUACCGCUGGUUGUUCCUUGGCCAACAGACUAACGGAGCAGCCCAACUGGUCGGUUUUGAUACUCGAAGCGGGCUCCUACCCGUCACCAGCUUCAGAAGUUCCAGGAUUGUACUACAGCCUCCUGAACGAAGGGCACAAGUACAAGGUGAAGGAGCAGAACAAAACUUGUUUAGGCACGAACGUAAAAACGUGCACGAUAACCGGUGGGAAUGCACUGGGUGGACGCAGCACCAUAAACAACAUGAUCUAUGCCAGAGGGGCGUUGGAGAACUACGACCACUGGGCUUACGGCACCUGGAAAGGUGCUUUGGUGCAACGAGCCUUUGAUGAAAUGGAAGAAAAUCUAAACUUGACAGUCAACCAUUAUGAAGACGACACCAAGAAGAUGUUGUACGAGUUGUACGCUGAGGCGGGGCACAAAAGGGAGAACUACGUUGGAGUGACUGAUCAUUACGUCAUGAUAAAGGAUGGAAGUCGGCUUAAUAUGGCUGAGGUGUUUUUGAACCCAAUCAAAAACAGGAAGAAUCUAAUUGUGAGCCUCAACUCGGAGGUGAUCAAGGUGAACAUCGAGAAGCAUCGGCAAGUUGAGGGGGUGGACGUCUACAUUAAUGGGAUUAAACGCACCAUAGGUGUACGAAAAGAGGUCAUACUAACUGCUGGUCCGGUGCAAAACCCCAAACUACUACUAUUAAGUGGAGUGGGUCAAAGGAUGUACCUGGUGAAACGGAACAUUAAAAUGAAAUCAGAAUUGAAAGGCAUAGGAAUGAAUUUGCAACUACACUUAGGUUUGCCCUUGUUCAUUUCGUACACGGCUUGUCCGGAUUUGGAGCCGGAUGAAACUUGCGACAAGGACAUCUACGACGAGUUCGAACGCCUAUCCGACAUCUACGAGUACGUGAUGCACAGGCGAGGCAAUCUGAGCACGUUGGUGGCGCAGGAUUUCGUUACCUACAUCAACAGCAGGCACGUCGGGGUUACAUGCCCGGACAUAGGCCUCUAUCACACCCACUUCCCGGUGAAAGAUCCAAAGCUGGACGAGGUUCUGAUAGACUUACACAUGGCUCCACUCACCAGACGGCGCCUAAUGCUGGAGAACGAGCGCAAAUCCAUUCUUCUCUUAACCAUCGCCUUGUUAAACCCGGAGAGUCGAGGACAGGUUUACCUGAACGACACCCACUACGAAGGAGACCCAGUCGUUGACACCAUGAUGUUCUCGGACGAGUCCAACAAAGACUUCCGUUCCCUCUACAAGGCUUUCGACCACGUGGUUAAUUUAACGGAAACCUCAGUUUUGAAGUCGAGGAACGCCACUCUGGUGGACAUAGACGUGCCCCACUGCCGCAAUUUUAAGUUCUGCACCCCUCACUACGUCAAAUGCUACAUUAGGAGCAUGAUUACGAUCAGGAAGAGCGUAUGUUGCACCACAAAAAUGGGGCACUUGAACAACCAUUUCGCUGUGGUGGACGUGAAGAUGAGGGUGUUGAAGAUUAAAGGGCUGAGGGUUGGGGACAGCAGUGUUAUGCCCACCAUCACCUUCGAGAACACCAUGUCCAGCGAUGCUAUGUUUGGUUAUCGGCUGGGGGAGAUCAUCAAGGGCGAUUGGCUGGAGGAUUACCACUCGGAGUUUACCAUUAACGACACCGAAGUUCAUUGAAAAAAUUUGGCAAUUUUCGUACAAAAUUUGGACGAGAUUUUGAAGGUUUCUCAAUUAAUUAACAUGAUUUCGAAGGUGACGUUUCCAAAUUUGUCUAUUGUCAUCGUUUUGUGGAUUAAUAGGAAUGAUCCAUCCUACGAAGGUUGUUUGUUGACUAAGGCUUGUUUAUUAAAUUAUAUAAUGACAAUUA
Aethina tumida (small hive beetle) is the source of this 2104-nucleotide messenger RNA. RefSeq names its product glucose dehydrogenase [FAD, quinone]. Bases 52 to 1914 code for a protein of 620 amino acids. Lineage: Eukaryota; Metazoa; Arthropoda; Insecta; Coleoptera; Nitidulidae. The record is from RefSeq and is a predicted model, not a curated record. The transcript has 3 exons. Gene Ontology annotation, molecular function: ecdysone oxidase activity; flavin adenine dinucleotide binding.